AUGCUCAUCAACCUCAGUAUCCGCUUUGGUUUCCUUGUUGGCCUUGUUGCCAUGCUUGGCUUGGUCCACUCUGCUUAUACCCCAAGGUCAAACACCGGCUUCACUUGUGCAGGUUGCGUUUUGAUCACCACUGCCUCUUCCCUUCAGGGUACAUCGGUAACAGACACUGCAACCACUGAACAAACAAGUGAAAGUACUUUGGAAAGCACCAGUGAAACGACCACUGCAACAACAAGUGCGUCAACAAGUGAGUCCACUGCGAUUGUUAUAACUGGAACUACAGCCUCAACAACUAGUCGUCUCACUACAGCCACUUCAGUCACUUCAACUGCUUCCACUGCUUACACUUCUUCAAGCCAGUCAAAACUCACCACUGCUCUUACUUCUACUUCCUCCACAUCAUCAAAUCCAUACAUUGUCAGAACAACGACUGCCGUUGUUAUAAUUGUCACGGCUACAGAAACUGAUACUUCAGUCACUGAGAAUUUGAAUUACGAAACGGUAGUGGUAUCGGUUCCCUUCACAACACGUUAUCCUGUUGCAACAAUCACCGAGUCCGUUCCAGUGAACACUCUUACACUCAAUUUUCGAAACUCUUCAAUAGCGACCACAAUCUGGUCUCGGUCUGUUCAUACUUCGUUUCUGCCAUACAGUUCAUAUACCUUGGAGCAAUCAGUGAGGACUUCGACCGAAUGGACCACAAACUACAAGACUUAUUUAAGCUAUCGGACUUAUGUCUCUUUUGAGACAGAUCUGAUUACUGAGUCCUCUACAUCUACCACCAAGUCUAGAGCAUCUGCCACCACAUCUCUGGCAACCACUUCAGUUGCUACCACCCCUGUCGUUCCCACCUCAGUUUCCACUACAGCAACCCUCCCCCUCGUGACCAGCACAGCAUCCACUUCUCCGCAGAUCGUUACUAGCUACCAUACUGUUACAUCAACGAUUGUGGCUUCAAGGUGUCUUGUCUGGGAUGUCAGCAGUGAGAUUCAAGUUUCAACUUCAGCUGCUACAUCGACUCUGGCCAACGUAUUUGGAAUCGAAUCCUCUGAUGCAGCCAAAAUUGUCAUCAAGACUCCAAUACUUAGGGCUUAUGCUGCCAUAAUGGUGAUUUUGCUUGUUUCCUUCAUCUGA
Molecule: messenger RNA, 1134 nt
Organism: Kuraishia capsulata CBS 1993
Lineage: Eukaryota; Fungi; Ascomycota; Pichiomycetes; Pichiales; Pichiaceae
Exons: 2
Coding region: 1-1134 (377 amino acids)
Source: RefSeq, a predicted model, not a curated record